UGUUGAGGAGAGCUGAAGUACACAUGCGCAGCAGGGCGGUUGCCAUAGCGCCGCUCCGACCUGCUGAGUGAGUUAAUUCUUCAACUUCUGAUUCACGUCCUUCGGUGACACAAAUCAAAGAACGUCGGAGGAUUUCAGCCGUGUUCACGGGUGCUUUUUAGUUAACGUGGUUUUUUUCAUCAGGUCUCAGAGAAUUGUACUUGUUGAAGCACCUGCUCGGCUGAUAUACUAAUCGUGGGAUUUCAAGCGGUGGAAAUGUCCGUCCGUAUUUGAACAGGAGCAUAAUUGUUUUAAUAUCAUGGUCGUUGUCUUUUAACAGCAACAAUGAACUGCUUCAAUCAAAGGCUGAGACGCACAUCUCCCAUGCAUGGCAGCAGCAGGAAUGAGCUGGUCCCCUCCAAGCCUCCCAGGAUAAACGGAUGGGCAUGGCCCCCUCAGACAUUACAAGUGGUUGGCUGGAUGGUGUACAGCUACCUCGCCAUAGUAAGCUUUGGCAUCUAUAUCCCUCUUCUGCCUCUGCCGUGGAACCAUGUGCUCUAUGCUGUGACGGGAAUAGCAUUUAUUGUCCACUUUGUUACCCAUAUUGCUACUGCAACUAUAGACCCAGCAGAUGUCAGUGUGAGGGCCAAACAGAGCUACUCCAGUCCAAUGCCCCUUUUUGACAGGACUAAGCAACAGCAUGUCAUCCAGGACCUGCACUGUUAUCUAUGUGAAAUCAAGGUUGGCCCCAAAGUAAAACACUGUGGUGUUUGCAACAAGUGUGUGGAAGGCUUUGAUCACCAUUGCAAAUGGCUGAACACCUGUGUGGGUGGCAGAAACUAUUGGUGCUUCUUUGUGGCACUGUCCUCUGGUACACUAGGUGUCUUCCUGCUCGCCGUUGUCAUCUUGUUCAUAUUUAUUCAGCAUUACCUGGAUCCAAACAGCCUACGGACCAACCCACAGUUUGACAGUAUCCUGGGGAAUGGUACCUGGCUGGCGUUUUUACCCUUAGCACCCGUAAAGACUAGUUCAGCUGCUCUCCUUACAUUAGCCUUCAUAACAGCCAUGCUGAGCAUCACCUGUCUGCUGCUGCUCGGUCAUCUGCUAGGCUUCCACUUUUACCUCUUUUAUAAAGGCAUAAGCACAUUUGAUUAUGUAAAGAUGCGGCGCCAAAAAGAAGCCAAAAACCGAGACAAUGAAGCAGGAAAUCCACAUGAAGCAAAAAUCAAUAACAAGGCCCCACAGAAUCAAGAGAGUUCAAUUGACUGUGAGCCAGCAUUAUCACAGCGUUCAGGUAGCUGCAAAUUUGAUGAUAAAGGCCCACUCCCAAGCCAUCUUUCAGAGUCCCUAUGCACCGAGUUGGAGAACUUUGGAAAAUCCUCAGAAAAGGAGACUGGUUUUCAUUAUAGCGCAGAAAAUCCAACACAGAACACAGCAAGCAAAAUGUCUGUGAGUGACAUCAAGAGCUGGAAGCCUGACACUGAAGAGGCUCAGAGUGCCGGUGUGAAGUCUGUUCACCGUGUUCCUGGAAUGCAGGAUCCUCUGGGCAGCUCCGUUAUGACUCCAGAUGAUACUUAGCAGUAACUAAUGUCUGCAUGGCGGCUUAUCAGGAUAUACUGCUCUCAGGAACCACUACUUAUGAAGAUAUGCUUCAUGAAACUGAGCCAUACAACCAUGGACCAUUGUUGAUAAAGACAGGAUGACUUAGACGUGACAACACAGUUUGAUACACAUCAUCAAACUGUUUGUUUUUUUCUUUCUAGUGGAUAUAUUGUAUGCAGUCUGAAUAACUGUGGAUCUGUCAUUGUAUUUUGUAUUUAACGGUUGUAAUAUUUAAAGCAUUGUUCUUAUCUUACUGACUUUUACAACAAGUCAAAGUAGACAUCCAGGUUAGCCUCUGUUCCACUAGCCUGAGUUGGAUAGAUAGAUGGAUGGAUUU
This is a messenger RNA of Etheostoma spectabile (orangethroat darter), 1918 nucleotides long. It is a transcript of the gene zdhhc11, whose product is annotated as zDHHC palmitoyltransferase 11. The transcript is spliced from 11 exons. The record is from RefSeq and is a predicted model, not a curated record. NCBI's taxonomy places the organism in Eukaryota, Metazoa, Chordata, Actinopteri, Perciformes, Percidae. Gene Ontology annotation, cellular component: Golgi apparatus; endoplasmic reticulum. Gene Ontology annotation, biological process: protein targeting to membrane; peptidyl-L-cysteine S-palmitoylation. Gene Ontology annotation, molecular function: protein-cysteine S-palmitoyltransferase activity. The coding region runs from base 325 to 1557 and encodes 410 amino acids.